AAUCCCGAAGUUUUCCUGUCAAAAGAAGACCAUCGCCGUCUUUAAUUGUCCCUAUACCGGGCUUUAAUGUCUUCCCCCCUUCCUCAUCGUGUAAGUCUCAAAUGUAGCCACGUCUUUUUUGCCUGACAUGCCCGUCACAGUCAGGCCAUCGGAUCACGGGUCAAGAUCCUGGGCAGGUCGCAGAUACAGGCUCGCAUCUUCGCCCGAUAUCUUGUUGCAUUAUACGCUGACCGACGACACGCGCACUAGUCCGCCGCGAGCCAGACAGCUAGUUCAAAGUUCGUUUGCGGGGGUUGAGAGGAAGAAUAAUGUGUUCGCUACUAAAAACGGAUUCGUCCACGCAUGCGUGGAUGCGUACAACGAGCACCACUGCCUGGUAAUACGGCCGGAGGACGUCUGGUUUGCCAUCUUGACUCAGUUCAGCGCCUACGUCAACGCGCACUCCGACGAGCUGCGCAAGCGAUUCUGCCAUCAUGAAGCUCAGCAAGAGCUUCACAUAGAGAUGGAACUGGACGGACUCGACCACGGCAAGAUGGCAUUCGCGAUGACGAAGCUCAUGCAAGAAAACGUCCGGGACGAGGGUCUGCAGCAAUGGAUCCUGCCGGCUUUCACGACGACAACCAAGGUCGACCAGGCCGUCGCCAGCAUCAUUUUCAUGGGUACGAUGCAGAAGUACUUUACGUAUAGCUGGGGAACGCGAUGCGGAAUACCGUCCGUGACCCUGCUCGGCGAGGAGAGCGACUGGAUCAAAAUCCGAGAUCGAGCUGAACGAUUAACGACCUUUGGUUCGGAGUCGUCGCGGUGGUUCCGGUUGCUCCAACCCGUAUUGGAUGGGUUCGUCGCAAGCUUCAGAGAUCCCAAGGGCCAGACUACGAGGAGGUUCUGGCAAGCGAUCUGUAACGAACACGUGCCCAAUGGUAGCGGUACCGUCGCCUACUCGGGAUGGAUCACUUCGUUCUGCUUUUGGGACGAGAGCGGUCGGUGUCUGCACGGGCCGAAGCCGGGUCAGGAGGUCCAGUUAACAAGGAGUCAAAUGCCAAGCGGCUUCGCUAAGGUGCCGGUAACACUACUGGAUGACGGCAUCGAAAUACCUACGGAGAUGGUCGCCGGCUCGAUGGCGAUGAGAGCGUUUCGAUCCAAGGUGACAGUCGGCACCGAUGGCGGACCGCAAAUGCGGCAAGGUGCCGGAAAUGACACGAUACAGCCCGAAGUCGGCUGGUUCAUGUACAAGACGUGACAGCCUAGGGGGUAUCGUGGUAUUGGCCGCAAACAUAAUGGUAAGACAUGGCUCUCCUAUCUCUCGAAUCAGCUACAUAUUCAUGGUAGCAUUGGCCAAGCCCUGCAUGUGACAGGUAGCUAAUCAUUUCUGCAGUAUAAUUAUAACUUGACCACGACGCUAUGGAUUGGAGUUCCUCCAACCGUGACCACGUUAGGUGCCAAUCCGGACCGACUCUCGGAUCUAUGCUCGGAUCUACCCACACCUAGCCACACUCAAUCUUGCGCUGGAGUUAGCAAGCUUUGAUAACGGUCGAGGAGCAACAGGCACGCCCGGAUCCUUACUCUCCUAAUAUUAAGAGUGUUUGACGUGGGCCGAAGUCAUCAGUCUUCUAGUUUCUAGAUGGACCAGUGAGCCCUUUCUGAAGAUAGGCGUGGUCGUCUUCUCAGUCCUUAGGCUCGUUGGAGAAGGCUAUGGUUGCCGGCUUGGCGUCUCUACUCGAUAUAUGGGACACUGGAUCUUUGGACUAUUGAGAUCCUCAAUGACUGAAGGUGGAGGAACUAGUCGUCGAGUUGGCCUAAUGCUGCAAAAUGUUUGUCAGGGGCACCUCCCGCCGUGUCGAUUGAAGACUACUUGGAAUCUGAGCUCGAAAAGGUGCCGGA
Annulohypoxylon truncatum is the source of this 1878-nucleotide messenger RNA. RefSeq lists its product as uncharacterized. Bases 128 to 1237 code for a protein of 369 amino acids. Lineage: Eukaryota; Fungi; Ascomycota; Sordariomycetes; Xylariales; Hypoxylaceae. The record is from RefSeq and is a predicted model, not a curated record. The transcript has a single exon.